AUGAUACGUGAAAUAAAAAUUAAAAAUCUUUAUUUUCGAUUUCUGAUAUAUUGAAAAAUAUGAAUCCACAAGGGAAUGAGUUAAACCUUAAUAUUUAUCAACAGUUACUGUUUCAAGAUGGGAAUAAAGAUACUUCCUGUUCUAAAUCCGCCUAUAUCCAACGUAAAUGUUUAGCACAGAUGUUUAAAGCUUCUUGUAAGAGUUUAAAUAACAGUAAUACCUGCUAUUUAUUAGAAUCGAAAUUAAAUAAAUAUUCGGAAACUGUAUUACCAAAUGACAAACAUAUUCUUGAUGAACAACUAUUAAAUCUAGUUUCACCAACUCAACUAUCCAACAAAAACUUCAAAUCAAAUUUGGAUAAGAUAGAUAUAAAAACAUUAAUAAAGCCACUACCUUGUUCUGAAAUAAACAAAAAUUGUUGUCAAAUCUCAGAGACACCUUCUGACAUUGAACUUCAAGAAUUUAUCGACGCUUUUCAAGUUUCAUCACAAAACUCAAAGCUUCAUUCUUCUAACCGUAUACAGUCAGAUUACUUAAAAGAAAAACAGCAAAAUAAACUUGAAGGUAUUAAAUACAGAGAAGCAACAAAUUCUGAAAAUAGGGAUGACCACAGAAAAAUUAAUGAAGAAAAAAGUUAUUUAAAUUGUUUUAAAACAGCUAGAGAUGAAUUACAGUUACAAAAUAUAAAAAAAUAUGGAAAUCCAGGUGCUCUACAAAAUAUGCCAGUAAAUAGUCUAACAGGACAGAAAAAGAAACUUGGCACCAGGAGAAAUAUUAAUAGCAAAUUCAUUUCACCUUUAUUAUCUAAUAAUGACAGUUCUGAGGAAAUGAAAAAUGAUGAGUGGCCUCUAGACGUAGAUAAUCGUUUAAAAAACAUUGAACCUAAAAUGAUCGAACUUAUUAAAUCAGAAAUAAUGGACUGUGGACCAAAUAUACAUUGGAAUGACAUAGCAGGUUUAACUUUUGCUAAAAUGGCCAUACAAGAAGCAGUUGUAUGGCCUAUGUUAAGGCCUGAUAUUUUCACAGGUCUUCGAAGACCUCCAAAAGGAAUACUGCUGUUUGGACCACCAGGAACUGGAAAAACAUUAAUAGGUAAAUGUGUAGCUUCACAAAGUAAAUCAACUUUCUUUAGUAUAAGUGCGUCUUCACUGACUUCAAAAUGGAUUGGAGAUGGAGAAAAAAUGGUUAGAGUUUUAUUUACAGUGGCUCGUGUUCAUCAACCAGCAGUUAUAUUUAUUGAUGAAAUAGAUUCCCUGCUUUCACAAAGAAGUGACACGGAGCAUGAAUCUUCUCGUAGAAUUAAAACUGAAUUUCUAGUACAAUUAGAUGGUGCCACUACAGAUAGUGAUGAAAGAAUUCUCGUUAUUGGGGCAACUAACCGACCUCAAGAAUUGGAUGAGGCUGCUAGGAGGCGUUUUGUUAAAAGAUUAUACAUUCCAUUACCUGAAUACGAGGGACGUUUACACUUAGUAAAGAAACUUAUACUAAAUGAAAAACAUUGCCUGACUGAGGAGCAUUUUAAAGAAAUUGCUAAUCUUUCUGAUGGUUAUUCCGGAGCAGAUAUUAAGAAUUUGUGUUCAGAGGCAUCAUUAGGUCCUAUAAGGUCUAUAGAUAUUAGUUUAAUUGAAAAAAUACAAUCUACUGAGGUUCGUCCAUUAAUGAUGGAUGAUUUUGAAAAGGCAUUUGGUAGAGUGAAAUCAACUGUUUCUCCCAAAGAUUUGGAGCAGUAUAUAUCUUGGGAUAAAACUUUUGGAUCAGGCUGUGGAUCUUAAGUUUCAAUUUUUCACAUACAAAAAAAUGUAUUUUAAGGAAUACAUUUUUUGUCAAAUAUUGUUUUAAAAAUGUAAUAAAUGUUCGG
Messenger RNA from Anoplophora glabripennis (Asian longhorned beetle), 1858 nucleotides. Its product is annotated as fidgetin-like protein 1. The transcript has 7 exons. Lineage: Eukaryota; Metazoa; Arthropoda; Insecta; Coleoptera; Cerambycidae. The record is from RefSeq and is a predicted model, not a curated record. Gene Ontology annotation, molecular function: microtubule severing ATPase activity; ATP binding; ATP hydrolysis activity. The coding region runs from base 60 to 1772 and encodes 570 amino acids.